Messenger RNA from Closterium sp. Naga37s-1, 613 nucleotides. NCBI's taxonomy places the organism in Eukaryota, Viridiplantae, Streptophyta, Zygnematophyceae, Desmidiales, Closteriaceae. The record is from the annotation of a GenBank genome assembly.
CUGCGCGGGUGGCUGCGCGCCUCCCCUCCUCUCAUCAUCCGCUGGCAGCGCGGCGACAGCCGGGCGGGCCUCUCCGCGCCCGUGUGGCCCCCCGCUGACGCCCCCCUUGUGCCGCUCCACCACACCUUCCGGGUACGCUAUCCCAGUGACGCUGUACAGGGAGAGGGGAGCCCCCACGGCGCCCUACCUGCGCAAGGCAGCCACCUUCACACUCCACCACGCGCUACCCGCCGCCGCCGCCCACCCAAGCCACCCACCCGAUGCACCAUCCGAGCCUGCCUUCCAGGCUGGGCCCGAGCCUCUGGGGCGGGCGCAGCUGGACCUGGCUGAGCUGGCGGACUGUGACGGGGUGGUGGAGCGCCGCCUCAAAGUGGCGCCCGGGCCCGCCAUGCUGGCUGACGUGGCGGCUGCUGAGAGGCCGGCGGGGGCGGUGCUGGUGGUGAGCGUGGAGUGCGUUGGGAAGAAGCUCAGCCGCGAGGCCGCCGCUGAGGAGGCCCACAUCGAGAGGGUGGGCGUGGGAUGGGGGGUGGAUGAUAGCAUUGGAGAAGCAGUUGGGUUGGGUGAGGGGGAGUGGAUGCGAUGGGUGGAGGGUUGGGAGAAUAUAGAGUGGUGA